AUGAAGUUUUUUGCCGCUCUCGCUCUUGUGGCGAGCAUUACGCCAGCAUUAGCGAAUGUUGUCGCUCGUCAAACAAAGGGAAAACUCCCUGCCGUCACAGUAAAGGGCAAUGCCUUUUUCGCAGGCGACAAGAGGUUCUACGUUCGCGGUGUUGCUUAUCAGCCAGGUGGUGCCGCAGACGCGCAGGAUCCUCUUCUUGACAUCCCGAGCCUGAAGCGUGAUGUCGAAAACUUCAAGUCGCUCGGUAUCAACACGAUUCGCAUUUACACAAUCGAUAACUCGAAGAACCAUGAUGAGGGCAUGAAGUUGCUUGACGACGCUGGUAUCUACUUGGCUCUCGAUGCCAACACGCCGAAAUACUCGCUCAACCGUGAGAGUGCUCAAACUCUCCACCGCUCAUACAACGACGUCUAUCUGCAGUCUGUCUUUGCUACCAUCGACGCCUUCGCUAACUACAACAACCUACUCCUCUUCUUUUCCGGCAAUGAGGUCAUCAACGAUAAGAACAACACCAAUGCGGCGCCGUUCAUCAAGGCCGUCACCCGCGACAUGAAGCAGUACAUCUCCAACAAGCACUCGCGUACCAUUCCCGUCGGAUACUCUGCCGCUGAUGUUGCCGAGAACAUCGAGUUGCAAGCCCUGUACUUCAACUGCGGCACCGACGAUGAGCGUUCAGACUUCUUCGCCUUCAACGACUACUCGUGGUGCGACCCCUCCUCGUUUACCAUCUCGGGCUGGGACCAAAAGGUCAAGACGUACAAGGACUACAGCAAGCCCAUCUUUCUGUCCGAGUUUGGCUGCAUUACCAACAAGCGUCAAUGGGGCGAGAUUGCGUCUUUGUACCACAGCAACAUGACUAGCGUCUACUCUGGUGGUCUUGUCUACGAGUACACUGUUGAGCCCAACGGCUACGGCAUUGUCAAGAUCGAGAACGGCAAAAUCACACCCAACGAGGACUUUGACCGCCUCAAGGAAGCGUACAAGAAGACUGCCAACCCCAACGGUGACGGCGGGUUCAAGCAGAGUGGCUCUGCUUCUCAGUGCCCCCCUGGAUCUGACGAUUGGAACGUCAAGACCAACACCUUGCCCGCCAUCCCCAAGGGCGCGACCAAGUACAUGAACGAUGGAGCUGGUAAAGGUCCUGGCCUUGCUGGUUCCGGCUCGCAUUUUGCUGGUAAAGCGAGCGAGUCCACUGCUACUGCUGGAUCUGGCAACCCUACCCGCACUCCCGAUGGUAGCUCUAGUGCUAGCGGCAGCACCAGCCAGGGUGCCGCUGCUGGUGUUGAUGUUCCCGUGCGAUUCAUGGGUAUGGUAGCUGCGAGUGUUCUCCUUGGCGCUGUGCUAUUAUUUUAG
Messenger RNA from Cucurbitaria berberidis CBS 394.84, 1353 nucleotides. Its product is annotated as glycoside hydrolase family 72 protein. Gene Ontology annotation, cellular component: cytoplasm; fungal-type cell wall. Gene Ontology annotation, biological process: fungal-type cell wall (1->3)-beta-D-glucan biosynthetic process. Gene Ontology annotation, molecular function: 1,3-beta-glucanosyltransferase activity. The transcript is spliced from 2 exons. Bases 1 to 1353 code for a protein of 450 amino acids. The record is from RefSeq and is a predicted model, not a curated record. NCBI's taxonomy places the organism in Eukaryota, Fungi, Ascomycota, Dothideomycetes, Pleosporales, Cucurbitariaceae.